Messenger RNA from Salarias fasciatus (jewelled blenny), 1696 nucleotides. RefSeq lists its product as uncharacterized. NCBI's taxonomy places the organism in Eukaryota, Metazoa, Chordata, Actinopteri, Blenniiformes, Blenniidae. The record is from RefSeq and is a predicted model, not a curated record. Bases 1 to 1641 code for a protein of 546 amino acids. The transcript is spliced from 3 exons.
AUGCUGAAUGUGAGGGAACAGAGGAUCUACCAAAGAACCAAACCUCAGUACAACCCAGAGAGAGAGGCCAGCGUGCUGGAGCUGGACGCCCUGCGCUCCAGGAUGGAGGAGGCUGUCAUGGUCGCCGACGCUUUUCGCAUCGCCUUCGAGCAGCAGCUGAGGAAACGAAGCGAGCGCUUCCUGCUGCUGGCCGAGGCCAACGUCCUGAAGCCCCACCACUGCAAGGCCGAAGGCAGGAACCAUCAGACCAGUCCAAAGACCAGAGCCAGGAAACAUCGGGAACCUCACAGUGUGAAGAAGUCUCAUCACAGUCCAAUAAAACGUCUAAAACCCCGACUGACUGCUCAAAGAACCAGAGCCAGGACAUAUCCGAGUCCCGUUUAUCAGAGUCCACUGUCCACACGGGGCGGAAGACAAAACGGCCUGACACUGCACCUCAAACAGGGUCUAGAGCAGAGUCUAGAGCAGAGACUGGAACAGAGACUGGAACAGAAUCUAGAGCAGAGUCUAGAGCAGAGACUGGAACAGAGUCUAGGGCAGAGACUGGAACAGAGUCUAGAACAGAGUCUAGAGCAGAGACUGGACCAGAGUCUAGAACAGAGUCUAGGGCAGAGACUGGAACAGAGUCUAGAGCAGAGUCUAGAACAGAGUCUAGGGCAGAGACUGGAACAGAAUCUAGAACAGAGUCUAGAGCAGAGACUGGAACAGAGUCUAGAACAGAGUCUAGAGCAGAGACUGGAACAGAGUCUAGAACAGAGUCUAGAACAGAGUCUAGGGCAGAGACUGGAACAGAAUCUAGAACAGAGUCUAGAGCAGAGACUGGAACAGAGUCUAGAACAGAGUCUAGAGCAGAGACUGGAACAGAGUCUAGAACAGAGACUGGAACAGGGUCUAGAACAGAGUCUAGAGCAGAGACUGGAACAGAGUCUAGAACAGAGACUGGAACAGGGUCUACAGCAGAGACUGGAACAGAAUCUAGAACAGAGUCUAGAGCAGAGACUGGAACAGAGUCUAGAACAGAGUCUAGAGCAGAGACUGGAACAGAGUCUAGAACAGAGUCUAGAGCAGAGACUGGAACAGAGUCUAGAACAGAGUCUAGAGCAGAGACUGGAACAGAGUCUAGAACAGAGACUGGAACAGGGUCUACAGCAGAGACUGGAACAGAAUCUAGAACAGAGUCUAGAGCAGAGACUGGAACAGAGUCUAGAACAGAGUCUAGAGCAGAGACUGGAACAGAGUCUAGAACAGAGUCUAGAGCAGAGACUGGAACAGAGUCUAGAACAGAGUCUAGAGCAGAGACUGGAACAGAGUCUAGAACAGAGUCUAGAGCAGAGACUGGAACAGAGUCUAGAACAGAGUCUAGAGCAGAGACUGGAACAGAGUCUAGAACAGAGUCUAGAGCAGAGACUGGAACAGAGUCUAGAACAGAGUCUAGAGCAGAGACUGGAACAGAGUCUACAGCAGAGACUGGAACAGAGUCUAGAGCAGAGACUGACUCACUGCAGGAUUUGGACUCGUCGCAGACUGACAGCAAACCGGUGUUUCACCAUGAGAAUCAUGAGAGCCGUAAGAAACGUGACGACCACAAGAAGGCCGAGAACCCUGACCCCCCACUGUGAGAACCCUGACCCCCCACUGUGAGAACCCUGACCCCCCCCCCCCACCGUGAGGACCCUGACCCCCCACUGUGAGAACC